CGCGUUAGCCGCGAUCUGACGUUACUUUAAACCUCGGGCAACGUGAUCGAUCAGCGGAGCUGGGCCUCGUGUCUCAUGUGGAGUCGUGCAAAGUCAAACUCCUCGCGAGGAAGGUUGCGUCUGUAAAAAGCAUCACGUACCAAAGCCAGCCGGCAAUCAUGACUAUCGUGACUCUUUUAAGCCGCAACGUGAACUUGAAUCGGCUGUCGAAGCUGCGACCGUCUAUUUACGAACAGAAUGCGCGACUCUUCGCGUCGCACGUCAAGUUCGCCGAGCACAAGCCGUUGGAGAAGCUCAGGAACAUCGGCAUAUCGGCCCACAUCGAUUCCGGUAAAACCACGUUGACCGAGCGUAUCCUGUAUUACACCGGCAGAAUAUCCGAGAUGCACGAGGUGAGAGGAAGAGAUAACGUGGGUGCAACGAUGGACAGCAUGGAAUUGGAAAGGCAAAGAGGCAUCACUAUCCAGUCCGCUGCCACGUACACAUUGUGGAAAGAUCACAAUAUCAAUAUCAUCGAUACGCCGGGGCACGUGGACUUCACGGUGGAGGUCGAGAGAGCACUGCGAGUCUUGGACGGUGCUAUCCUUGUCCUCUGCGCCGUGGGUGGCGUCCAGUCGCAGACUCUGACUGUGAAUCGGCAGAUGAAGAGAUACGAGGUGCCUUGCCUAGCGUUUAUCAAUAAGCUGGACAGAAUGGGCGCGAAUCCGAAGAGGGUCCUGCAGCAGAUGAGAAGCAAACUGCAUCACAAUGCUGCGUUCAUACAGUUGCCGAUUGGCCUGGAGGGUAACACGAAGGGCAUAGUUGAUAUAAUUGCGCAAAAGGCGCUUUACUUCGAAGGGAAUUUUGGGGAUGCCGUCAGGGAAGACGAAAUUCCAAAGGACAUGAACGCAGAGGUGAAUGAAAAGCGGCAGGAAUUAAUCGAGCACUUGAGCAAUGCGGACGACACAUUUGGCGAAUUGUACUUGAACGAUGCGGAAAUAACUGAGAAAGAUAUUAUGGCUGCCGUACGUAGGAGCUGCUUGAAAAGGAAGUUCACACCCGUGCUAGUUGGCACUGCGUUAAAGAAUAAGGGAGUUCAGCCAUUAUUAGAUGCGGUAAUAAACUACUUGCCAAAUCCAGGAGAAGUAGAGAAUUUUGCCUUUCAAGAAAAAUCUGAGGGUGAACAUGCUAAAGUUUUACUGGAUCCUAGUCGCGAUGAUAAAAAAUCUUUUGUUGGACUGGCAUUCAAGUUGGAGGCUGGUAGAUACGGUCAGUUAACAUAUUUCCGUUGUUACCAAGGAAUGUUAAAAAAGUCGGAUACUUUAUAUAACACAAGAACACGAAAGAAGGUACGAGCUCAAAAAUUAGUUCGACUUCAUGCAGACCAAAUGGAAGAUGUUACAGAGGUUUAUGCGGGAGAUAUUUUUGCUUUAUUUGGCAUAGACUGUGCGUCCGGUGAUACUUUUGUCAAAGAAUCCAAACUGGAUUUGUCGAUGGAAUCAAUUUACAUUCCCGAUCCCGUGGUGUCUAUGUCUGUACAACCGAAGCUUUCAAAAGAUCGAGAUAAUUUCGCUAAAGGUAUUAACCGAUUCACUAAGGAAGACCCGACUUUGCGUUUCCACUACGAUACAGAUAAUAAGGAGAGCAUAGUUUCUGGUAUGGGCGAAUUGCACUUGGAAAUUUACGCGCAAAGAUUAGAACGCGAAUAUAAUUGCCCGGUCAUUCUUGGAAAGCCAAAAGUUUCUUUCCGCGAGACCUUAUGCGAACCUUGCGAGUUUGACUAUCUUCAUAAAAAGCAGUCUGGUGGUGCUGGCCAGUAUGGUCGCGUGAUUGGAAUUAUAGAGCCUUUGCCGCCUCACAAAAAUACAAACAUCGAAUUUUCGGAUGAAACUGUCGGAACCAACGUCCCGAAACAAUACAUCCCGGGUGUAGAGAGAGGCUUCAGGUCGAUGUGUGAAAAAGGUCUGCUCAGUGGUCACAAAAUCGCUGGGAUUAAGUUUAGAAUACUCGAUGGUAUGCACCAUUGCGUCGACUCCUCGGAAUUUGCCUUCUUCCAAGCCGCGCAAGGUGCUGUUAGGGAUGUUUUCGAAGCCGGUAGCUGGCGAAUUUUGGAGCCGGUUAUGUUGGUCGAAAUAGUGGGCCCGCAGGAAUUUCAGGGUACAGUAUUGGGACAAGUCAACAGGAGGAAAGGACUUAUAAGCUUGACGGAGGUGAUAGACGAAUGGUUCACAAUCGUUGCAGAGGUGCCGCUUAACGAGAUGUUCGGUUACUCUAGUGAAUUGAGAUCAACCACGCAAGGCAAAGGAGAGUUUACCAUGGAAUACGCAAGGUACAGCCCUUGCCUACCGGACGUGCAGGACCAAUUAAUUAGACAGUAUCAAGAAUCGCAGGGAAUAGUGACUGAAAAAUCUCAGAAAUCGAAGAAUUAACUGUAGAACGGGAAAGUAAACAUUUCUUGUUUUCUUAGUGAAAUUGCGCAAUAUUAUCAUGAAUGCUGUAAGUGCAUUAUGACAAUAUGUGCCCCGUUUAUAUUAUAUUUAAUACACCUGACGUAAACUGAUAAUGAGUAAUUACUAGUAAUAGUAAUUAAUGAUUAACAGUAAGCGGACGAACACACAAAAUUCGUAUACUUGACAAACGUAUACGAAUGUAUCGAAUGAGAUGUAAAUAUUAGUCCACGUCCGAAAAUGUGUGAUACGAAGUAUAAAAUAAAUAUAUAGAAAGUAAUUUCUAUCCGCGCGCGCGUGUAUAGUGAAAAAUA
Molecule: messenger RNA, 2740 nt
Organism: Vollenhovia emeryi
Lineage: Eukaryota; Metazoa; Arthropoda; Insecta; Hymenoptera; Formicidae
Gene: mEFG1
Product: elongation factor G, mitochondrial
Exons: 9
Coding region: 159-2408 (749 amino acids)
Biological process (GO): mitochondrial translational elongation
Cellular component (GO): mitochondrion
Molecular function (GO): translation elongation factor activity; GTPase activity; GTP binding
Source: RefSeq, a predicted model, not a curated record